GAAUGUAUUUAUAAAUAUUUACAAAAUUCCUGAGGGCUUGUUGCUAUCCUCAGGAGCCCUGGAAGCUCUGAGCAGGGUGGUAGGUGAAGCGUCUGGCUUGGCUUGCUUCUCCGUCAUAGGAAGCAUUCAGUCAGCAUUUGUGAACACCAGGUGCAACAUGUCUAGCAGCCCUGCUCAUACUGAGGUCUGUCCACCGUGGGCCGUUUCCACCUACGUGACUCGGAAGAAUGUCUCUGUGGUUGCGCUCAGGGCCGUUGCUCCUGAGUUUGAGUUUUAGCUCUGCCAUUUCCCAGCUGCCCCAUUUCUUGGGUGGGGAAAGGAGGGAUUUCAUGCCUUUUGCACAGGGUCUGUGGAGGUAACACGGGAGGUAACCUUCAGCUCACACCUCCUGGGAGCCCGUCAGAGCUCCCCAGCAGCACCCACAGGAAAGGACAUACAAGGGUGAGCCCUUGUUUAGCUCUCUGAUCUAUCCUGAAUUAAUUUGUGUAUGGUGUGAGAUAGGGGUUGAGUUUUGUUAUUUUGUUUUUUCCUUUUCCCAGCACCAUUUAUUGAAAAGACUCCUUUCCCCCAGUUCGUAGUUUCCUUAGAAUUUUGUAUACACACAGUCAUGCUGUUUGUCAAACAAGGCAGCCUUUUCUUUUUCCAUAUUUAUGUCUUGUCUUUUUUUUUCCUCAUUUGCACUGGCUAAGACAUCCAGUACAAUACUAAGCAGAAGCAGUGAGAAUAAACAUUCUUGCCUUGUUCUUGAUCUUCAGCUGAAAAUGUUCAGUCUUUCAGCUACGUGUUUGAUGUUAGUUACAGAUUUUUCUGUAGGUGCCCUUUAUCUGUGGAGGAUGUUCCCUUCUAUUCCUAGUUUGCUGAGACUAUAUUAUACAUGGGUGCCGAAUUAGUUUGAUGAGACUUUAUAUUAUACAUGGGUGUCGAAUUAGUUUGCUGAGACUAUAUUAUACAUGGGUGUUGGAUUAGUUUUCUGAGACUAUAUUAUACUUGGGUGUCAGAUUAGUUUUCUGAGACUCUAUAUUAUACAUGGGUGUUGGAUUAGUUUGCUGAGACUCUAUAUUAUACAUGGGUGUUGGAUUAGUUUUUUGAGACUCUGCAUUAUAAAUCGGUAUUCAGUUUAGCCAUGUGCUUUUUCUGUAUCUAAUUGAGAUGAUCAUAUAAUUUUUUUCCCCCUGUAUUCUGUUGAUGUGGUGAAUUACAUUGACUGAUUUUCAAAUGUUAGCUAAGCUUAAAUUCCUGGAAUGAACCUCUUCUGGAUAUGAUGUAUUAUCCUUUUUAUUUAUUAUAAGCCACCACGUGUUUGUUGGUUUGUUGUACUAUGGUAGCUUGUGUGUUGCUGUGAAACUUGAAGCUAUACUGCUAGUAUUUCAUAUACUAGCAGGGUCACCCGUGGUGGACAGGUUUCAGUGGAGCUUCUAGACUAGGACUAGGAAGAAGGACCCGGCAGCCUACUUCUGAAACAGUUGGCCUGUGAAAACCUUACGAAUAGAAGCGGAACAUUGUCUGAUAUAGUGCUGGAAGAUGAGCCCCUCAGGUUGGAAGGCACUCAAAAGAUGACUGGGGAAGAGCUGUCUCCUCAGAGUAGAGUAGACCUUAAUGGCAUGGAUGGAGUCAAGCUUUCAUUUGCCAACGUGGAACAACUCACAGUGAGAAGAAACAGCUCUAAACUAUAAUCGGAACAUGGAAUGUAGGAAAUAUGAAUCUAGGAAAAUUGGAAGUUGUCAAAAUGAAAUGGAAUGCAUAAAGAUCAAUAUCCUAGGUAUCAGUGAGUUGAAAUGGAUUGGUAUUGGCUGUUUGAAUCAGACAAUCAUAUGAUCUACUAUGCUGGGAAUGACAAAUUGAAGAGAAACGGUGUCGUAUUCAUUGUCAAAAAGAACAUUUCAAGAUCUAUCCUGAAGUACGGUGCUGUCAGUGAUAGGAUAAUAUCUGUAAGCCUACAAGGAAGACCAUUUAAUAUGAUUAUUAUUCAAAUUUACACACCAACCACUAAGGCCAAAGAUGAAGAAAUUGAAGAUUUUCACCAACUUCUGCAGUCUGAAAUUGAUCAAACAUGUGCAGUCAAGAUGCAGAGAUAAUUGCUGGAGAUUGGAAUGCGAAAGUAGGAAACAAAGAAGGAUCUGUAUUUGGGAGAUAUGGCCAUGGUGAUAGAAACUACAUGCAUGAUAGAAUUUUGCAAGACCAACUGCUUAUUCAUUUCAAAUGUCUUUAUUCAGCAAUGUAAACAGCAACUGUACAUGUGAACCUCACCAGAUGGAAAACACAGGAAUCAAAUCAGCUACAGCUCUGGAAAGAGACAGUGGAAAAACUCAGUAUCAUCCGUCAGAACAAAGCCAGGGGCCACCUGCAGAACAGAGCAUCAUUUGCUCAAGUCCACGAGGACCAAAAUACGACCUUAAGUUUAUCCCAUCUGAAUUUGGAGACCAUCUCAAGGGUAGAUUUGUUGCACUGAACACUGAUGACUGAAGACCUGACAAGUUGUGGAAUGAUAUCAGGGACAUCAUUCAUAUAGAAAGCAAGAGGUCAUUAAAAAGAAAGGAUAGACCAAAAUGGAUGUCAGAAGAGACUCUGAAAGUUGUUCCUGAAUGUCAAGUAGUGAAAAUGAAAGGAAGAAAUGAUGAAGUAAAAGAGCUGAACAGAAGAUUUCAAAGAGCUACUUGAGAAGACGAAGUAUUAUAAUGAAAUGUGCAAAGAACGGGAGUUAGAAAACCAAAAGGGAAGAACACACUAGGCAUUUCUCAAGCUGAAAGAACUGAAGAAAAAUUCAAACCUCAAGUUGCAAUACUGAAGGAUUCUGUGGGCAAAAUAUUGAACAAUGCAGGAAGCAUCAAAAGAAGAUGGAAGAAAUACACAGAGUCACUGUACCAAAAAGAAUUGAUUAAUGUUCAGCCAUUUCAGGAGUUAGCGUAUGAUCAAGAAUUGAUGGUAUUGAAGGAAGAAGUCCAAACUGCACUGAAGGCACUGGCACAAAAAGAAGGCUCCAGGAAUUGACAGGAUCCCAACUGAGAUGUUUCAACAAACCAAUGCAGUGCCAGAGGUGCUCACUCGCCUAUGCCUGGAGAUUUGGAAGACAUCUGCCUGGCCAACCGACUGGAAAAGAUCCAUAUUUGUGCCCGUUCCAAAGAAAUGUGAUCCAACAGAAUGCAUAAAUUAUCGAACAUAUCAUUAUUAUCACAGGCAAGUAAAAUUUUGAUGAAAAUUAUUCAAAAGUGGUUGCAGCAGUACAUCGAUAGGGAACUGCCAAAAAUUCAAGCCAGAUUCAGAAGAGGACAUGGAAUGAGAGUUAUCAUUGCUGAUAGAUGGAUCUUGACUGAAAGCAGAGAAUACCAGAAGGAUGUUUACCUGUGUUUUAAUGACUGUGCAAAGAUAUUCGACCGUGUGGAUCAUAACAAAUUAUGGAUAACAUUGAGAAGAGUGGGAAUUCCAGAACACUUCAUUGUGCUCAUAAAGAACCUGUACAUAGACCAAGGGGCAGUUGUUUGGACAGAACAAGGUGAUACUGCAUGGCUUAAAGUUAGGAAUGGUGUGCGUCAGGGUUGUAUCCUUUCACCAUGCCUAUUCAAUCCGUAUGCUGAGCACAUAAGCUGAGAAGCUGGACUAUAUGAAGAAGAACAGGGCAUCAGGAUUGGAGGAAGACUCUUAACAGUCUGCAAUAUGCAGAUGACAUAACGUUGCUUGCGGAAAGCAAAGAGAACCUGAAGCACUUACUGAUGAAGAUCAAGGAAUACAACCUUUCAGUAUGGAUCACACGUCAACAUGAAUCAAAAAUCCUCACAACUGGACCAAUAAGCAACAUCAUGAUAAAUGGAGAAACAGUCGAAGUUGUCAAAUAUUUCAUUUUACUUGGAUCCACAAUCAAUGCCCAUGGAAACAACAGUCAAGAAAUCCAAUGGUUUAUUGCAUUGGAGACCUCUUUAAAGUACUGAAAAACAAAGAUGUCACUUUGAGGACUAAGGUGUGCCUGACCUAAGCUGUGAUGUGUUCAGUCACCUCAUAUGCAUGUGAAAGCUGGUCAGUGAAUAAGGAAGACUGAAGAAUUGAUGGCUUUGAAUUAUAGUAUUGGCGAAGGAUAUUGAAUAUACUGUGGACGGCCAGAAGAAUAAACAAGUCUGUCUUGGAAGAAGUACAGCCAGAGUGCUCCUUGGAAGUCAUGGUGGCAAGACUUCUAUCACGUACUUUGGACAUGUUAUCAGAAGGGACCAGUCCCCAGAGAAGGACUCAUGUUUGGUAAGGUAUAGGGUCAGCAAAAAAGAAGACCUUCAACAAGAUGGAUUGACACAGUAGCUGUAGUAAUGGCCUCAGAUACAGCAACGAGAUUGUGAGGAUGACGCAGGACUGGGCGGUAUUUUUUUCUGUUGUACAUGAGGUCGCUGUGAUGGGAACCGACUCUGACGGCACCUAACAGCAACAACAACAUAGAUUUGAAUUGCAAGUAUUUUGUUAUGGAUUUUUGCAUCUAUGUUCAUAAAGGAUGUUAGUCUAUAAAUUUUCUUUUUAGUUAGUAUCCCUGUCUUAUUUUGGCAUUAGGGCUCUGCUAGCCACCUGGAAUUAGUUGGAAAAUGCUUCUUUCUCUAUUUUCUGAAAGAAAUGUGUAAGGUUGGUACUUUAUCUUUCUUUUAUAUAUUUAAAAAAAGAAAAAGUUGCCUUCGAAUCGAUUCUGACUCAUAGCAACCCUAUAGGACAGACUAGAACUGCCCCAAAGGGUUUCCAAGGAGCAGCUGGUGGAUUCAAAUUGCUCACCUUUUGGUGAGCAGCCAAUCUCUUAACCACUGUGCCACCAGGGCUCCCGUUCUUAUGUAUCUGAUAGAAUUCACCUGUAAAGCUACCUGCAUGUGGCAUUUUCUUGUAGGAAGGUUUUUAAUUAUAAAUUCAGUUUAUUGGCAGAUAGGGGCUAUUCAUAUUUUCUCUUUAUUCUAAGAAGGUCAGCUUUGGUAACUUGUGUUUUUCAAAGAACUUGUCUACCUCAUCUAAAUUUUCUGUUGGCAUAUAGUUUUCGUUAUAGCCCUGUGUUAUCCUCUCAAUGUCUGUAGGAUCUUAGUUUUGUGUCCCCUCUGUCAUCUCUGAUAUUGGUCAUUUUAUGUCUUUCCGUCUUCCCUGCCCAUCAGUCUAAUCUAGCUGUGGAAUUUGUCAAUUUUCCUGACCUUUUCAGAGCUAACUUUGUGAUGAAUUUUUCUUUAUUAUUUACCCAUUUCUAUUUCAUUGAUUUCCGUUUUUUAUUUUCUUCCUUCUACUUAAUUCAGGUUUGAUAUGCACCCCUUUUUUCUAGCGUUUUAAGAUGGAAGUAUAGCUCAUUGAUUUUAAAUCUUCUCUGACAAUAUAAACAUUUAUAGAUAUAAAUUUCCCUCUCUGAGCUUUGCUUUACCUGCAUCCCACAAAUUUUGAUAAGUUAUGUUUUUAUUUUCACCUUUUCUUUGCUUGGUUUCAUCUUUUGUUAAGGCUAUCCCAUAAAACUUUCAUUUCAGAUACUGUAUUUUUUAAGUUCUAGAAUUUUCUGUUCUUUUUUGUAGUUUCCAUGUCUUUUUUGAGGGUACUAAUCUUGUUGCUCAUUGUGGCCAUCUUUUCCUGGAAAUCCUUUCAUAUAUUUAUAGCAGUUGUUUUAAAGUCCUUGACAGUCACUUCCAGCAUCUCUGUCAUCUCUGGGUCUGUUUCUGUUGACUCUUAGAGUUUUGUGGGUUAUGGGUUACAUUUUUCUGCUUCUUCACACAUCAAGCUUGUUUUUUUUUUUUUUGGUAUGCCAGAUACUGUGGAGACCAUGUUGUUGAAAUUCUCAGUGUUGUUGUCCUCCUUUAAAGAGCACUGUUCGUUCUGGCAGAAGGUGGAUUUACUGUUGGUUCGGUGGGUUGGUUUAAGCUUUAGUGGGGCAGGUCUAGGGAAACCCUAGCUCUGGGGCUGCAGUAGCCCUACUCCCCCGGCAUGGCUUUUGUGGAGUGUUCCUGAAUGUCCCACGGCUCUCCGCCCUGACAGUUGGAGUGCCCAUGUCCUCUUGUCUUACGUAGCCUCCAGAAUUUCCCUUCAGCUCGCGGCUCCUGUGUAGCUCCUCUUUGCCAGGUUGUGUGGCAAUUCACUCUGCACAUGCUCAGCUCGGUGGCCGGCAUGAGUGAAUCCAUGGUCGUGUUGCAGGUUUUUUUUUCUGUGCAGCUCCAUCCUUUUGGGUACCUUGCCUGCACGCUUCUGCAGUCAGCAGCCCUGGGCGUCCACUUUGGCUUCCUCUGCUUAGGAAGACCACGGUGCUCUGGGUGCAUCUCCCCAUCCGGCACCGCGGUCUGGAAGGCCAGGGCAGUGCUGAUCGCUCAUACGCCCCCCUUAGGUCCCGCCCAGCGUCUGAGAGCAGUUGCUCAAGCCUUUUGGCCAGUUCAUAGGUGUAGAUGGUGGUUCUGUCGUGAGCUGAAGUGGAAAUCUCUUUGUUCCGUUUUUACCAAAGAAAGUUCCUCCUUUGUCACGUCUGUUUCUCCACUGAGCUUGUUGUGCUCCUUCGAGUCCAGACUUCGUUUCAAUAACAGUUUAUCUGUUAUAUCUUAUUCCAUUUUGUGUUCUUUUGCCUCUCUAUUCAAAGCUUUUCUUAAAUCACUUUAUUCCUGAGAUUUUUUAAUUCUUCUUUAUCAGGUUGGUUUUCACCUCUUUUAUGCACGUGUCUUUCUGGAGUUGUUGUCACUGGAGUGUUCUCUUUCUUCUCUUCUCUUGUAGUAACUCCUUAAGGGAUUCCGCCAUGCUUGCUCUCAAGUGAAGUGAGUUUCCCUGCACCCUUUGGAGGGAUGCUGGUUGGGGAUCACUGUGCUGACUUCGCAGCUCUGGAGUACCUCGGUUGUUUUCACAAAGCGAUGAAAAGAUAGGUGGCCCCUCCAUGCUUCUGACUGUUGGCAUGGGAGUUUACGGAUAAGCUGGGGGAGGAGACUGGAACCAUCUAUGUGGCAGUGAGACACUAGCCUGAUAUCGAUACAGACGAUUACAUAUGGAAAAUUUAUAAAUACGUGUAUAUCAUGGGGUUAGUGUACACACGUAUCACCUUGCCCUGUCAGCUGAGAGGACCUAGAAGCAGUGACACUCCAGUGGCAACGAGCACACCCAGCGCCCAGGUCUUGAUCUCUGCACUGUUCUCCAGUAAAGGAACCAGGGCACCUUGAAGAAAUAGCUGUACUGGGGGCUGGGGCAGGAAACUCACAAGAGGAGCCUGGAACCUCGUGAAAUGUGAGAAUGCAAGAAAGUGCAAAGAAAGAGACAGCGAAAGACAGACAGACAAACAGCAGACAGACAUAAAACCCCCAAACAAACCCCACAAUGAUGGGAUAUGUCAAAGGGACACAGGAGCCAGUUGAAAGAGCCCCCAGUGGCCAAAACUGGGACAAUUUGAUUAACAAAAUACAUGAUGUAGUACUGGGUUAUAACCCAAAGUAUAAAAUGAAUGUCUGAGAACCCAUACUGACAUAAACAAAUGUUUGAAUAAAUAAAUACUCAAGGGAGAAGAGACAAAUCUCCCCUGCAGAAGGAUCCCAGGUCAUUUAUAUGGAUAAUCCACCCUAAGGAGGGGGAGGGCAAGUCCUCAGUCCUCGAGUCUGGGCUGCACAGAGUGACUUCCAAAGAGGCCAGUGGAUAAGGGUGGGGGUAACUUUAUGGUGGAGAAGCCUGGCAGACACUCCCUCAGCCAGGUGAUCAAGGUGAGCACCCACAGUGAGGUUAUGUGGUUGGCCUGUGCCCUUCACAUGUGAUGAGAGGACAUUUACCUCUGGGGUCAUCCUCCAGCACACCCGUAACUUCAGUCUAACCGUGAGAAAAGGUUCAGACCAACCCUACUGCAGGCAGAGUCUGCAAGAUACCUGACCCCUUCUCAGCACAGUCAGGAGCAUCAAAAACAAGGAGAAUUCAAGCAGCCAUCCGAGCCCAGAGGAGCCGAAGGAGACACGACAACUAGAUGUGACGUGGUGUGCUGGGUGGGUCCCGAGAUCCGACUAGAUGUGACGUGGUGUGCUGGGUGGGUCCCGAGAUCCGACUAGAUGUGACGUGGUGUGCUGGGUGGGUCCCGAGAUCUGACUAGAUGUGACGUGGUGUGCUGGGUGGGUCCCGAGAUCCAACUAGAUGUGACGUGGUGUGCUGGGUGGGUCCCGAGAUCUGUGCUGCUGUCAGAAGAGCGGGGCAGGGCUUGCCGUGUCUCAGGGCACAGUGCCUGGUGCUGUUUUAGCUGCAGAGUAUUCUAAGAAUAGUGCUCAGUGGCUGUGUUGGUAGGGCCUUAUUUUAGCGUGAGAAAUCAUUUUCUGUAAACGUAACUCAGUGAUGAAGGAGGCCUCGCUACCUUCCUUGUUCCCUCGGCGUGCUUGCAUAGACAGGAUGGAGGCCCUGAUCUUAGAUGGCUGCUCUGUGGGCCCCACAGCCCUGCCCACGCCUGUGUGUUGUGGAGCACCUGGCAGGUCGGCUCUCCACCUGUUCGCACCCAAGGCCGUUGACUCCUGCCUGAGUCUCUUGGCACCUGUGUGGUGGGAGGGCUGAGCAGAGCCACCCGGGGUGGGUGUGCUCUUGUCAGAAGUGCUAGGCUGCAGCCCCAUCCUGGCUUACCCAACCUAUCUUACCCACUGGUCUCUGCCGGCUGGUGGCCACACACGUGUCCACCCAGGCCAGGCCCUCAGGACAGGAAGCUCCAGGGUGGACACCACCUUCCCGAUACCUGCAUCCCUUCUGGCCAGCGGUUAGCACCUUGUCUGGGCCCAGAGCCCUUUCCAAGCCUGGAUGGGUUCCUCUGACUUCAGAGAUCACGUAUUGAAUGUCGUGGGGUGUGAAAAGGUGUCCUGGGAAGCACCUACUUGGAAGUCAGGCCCAUUGUCUGUCUCCUGUGACUGCUUGCUCUGCGUGUGUGCACCUGUAAGAUGGACACCCUGCUGUGGGGGAUGAGCAGAGCACUUGGGGUGUUUUGUCGCCCCCUCCCCACCCCCUCUCACUUCUCUGCUGGUCAUUCUUGCCCACCGUGCUGCCGGGAUCUGGGUUCUAUGCCUGCAGCAUCAACAGGGGCAGCAGGCACACCCCCACGACAUAGAUGCAUGAGGCGCCUGGUCCAGUGGUGUCCGAUGGUGACUGGCACAUAGGGGAGCUCACCCCAGGUCAACAGCUCCUGCAAACAGUGGGGUCAGAGCUGGGCAGGAUGAGGGGCACUGUCCUGACUGUCGGUGCUUCCUGCUCCUGUGCGCUCAGCUGCAGAGAAGACCCCCUGCCACCCUCGAGAGCCGGUGUCCUGGGCUUGCACAAGAGCCUCACACAGACUUGAGUGCAUUGUCACUUCACCAUCGGCAUGGCUGGGCCCCCUGGAACCGCGAUGGACUUUGUGGUGGGUGUGAACUCUGGGAGGUGCAGGCCCUGAAGAAAGGCUGAGGGACUGAGUGCAGACAUAGUCGCCGGUUUCCCCGGGGCCUGCCUUGAGCAGUGCAUCCAUCUCCUCACCCACCAGCCUGUCCUCUUCACAGAGCUUCCCUGUCCUCGCUGGAGCCUGCAUCAGGGGCUGCUGUGCUCAGAGGGCCUUGGUGGGCUCAGCCAGCACCCUCCCGGUGCUGGCUGGCUAGGGCUUGCAGCCAGCUCUAUCCUCCCACCCACCUGGCCUGAAAGGCUGGCUGGGACACGCCCUUAUUUCAACAGCCCAGCCCUGCCUCCUGCUGAGGAAGGCACAGCUGUCCGUGUGCCCUCAGCCAGAGCCCCUCCCUCUGCCAUGUCCUCAUUGGCUGGGGGCAGAGGGAGGGGAUGGCCCAGCACUGGGGCCACUUGUCAGCUCCGCAGGGGGGGAGCCAGAGCGACUGGCUCCAGUGUCCCGUCCCCCACUCCCAGCCCCACAGUCUCCUGACCAUGCUUGGCGACCACGGGACUCUGCCUGCAGACCGAGGUCUGUACAGCCCUGCCCCCAAAACAGGACUCAGCUGCAAAAUGGUCCUCCGGGCCGUCGGCAAAGUUCUCAGGAAGUCCAAAACCAAGCCGAAUGGGAAGAAGCCGGCGCCAGAGGAGAAGAAGAUCUACCUGGAGCCAGAGUACACCAAGUCCAGAAUCACCGACUUUGAGUUCAAGGAGCUGGUGAUGCUGCCCCGGGAGAUCGACCUCAAUGAGUGGCUGGCCAGCAACACCACCACGUUCUUCCAUCACAUCAACCUGCAGUACAGCACAAUCUCGGAGUUUUGCACGGGAGAGACAUGCCAGACCAUGGCUGCCUGCAACACACAGUACUACUGGUACGAUGAGCGGGGCAAGAAGGUCAAGUGCACGGCCCCACAGUACGUGGACUUUGUCAUGAGCUCUGUUCAGAAGCUGGUCACGGAUGAGGACGUCUUCCCCACCAAGUAUGGCCGGGACUUCCCGCCGUCCUUCGAGGCGCUGGUGAAGAAGGUCUGCAGGUACCUGUUCCACGUGCUGGCACACAUCUACUCGUCACACUUCAAGGAGACGCUGGCCCUCGAGCUGCACGGCCACUUGAACACUCUCUACGUCCACUUCAUCCUCUUCGUCCGGGAGUUCAACCUGGUCGACUCCAAAGAGACCGCCGUCAUGGACGACCUCACGGGUGUCCUGUGCAGCAGUGCCUGUGCCGGUGGGGGCGGCGGCAAUGGGGCCAGCGGGGGCGGGGCUGGCGGAGCACAGAACCACGUGAAGGAGAGAUGAGCCCGAGGGCGGGAUGGACACGCACACGGGGGAGGAAGGAGCGGCGUCGCAGGGCCUCGUGUGCGUCUGCGUGUGCGUGUGCACAGGGCUGGGCACGCCAAGCCGCCCUGGACUCGAGGGUGCCCAGGCGUGCCGGGCGGGAUGAGCAGAUGCUGCUGGGUGCGUGGUGGAACCUGCUGUCCCUCUUCGGCGCCUGGUGGACGAUGGCAUCACGUGUGCAGGGACCCACGUGUGAGUGCACGCUCGCUCAGCACGCGUUUCUGGACUGGUGUUGGGGUCCCUCCUGUGGGGUCCCUUCUUUGGUCUUCCGUGCAGCCCCCCUCCCUGGCAGCUCUGCCAUUUUUAAAGAAAUACAGACACAGGAAACGACCCUCCCCCCUUGAAAGGCUUCCUUUGUAGACUCUGGGUUUGGUUUGGUUUUGGGGGUGGGGCUUAUUUUUACAGAGAGAUUCCCCCCCUUCCUGCCCCGCCUGGAUGGUGGCUGUUGGUGGCCCAGAGUGGGUGGGGCAAGUGGAGGUGGAACAAGGCCCCAAGUGACCCCAUAGGGGUCCCAGCUGUCGCUUCUGUCCCCUUUCCUGCUUCCCAGAUGCCCAGGGAGGAGUCCUGAGACCAGUGGGGUCAGGAGCUGCCGCUUCCCGGGUGGGCCACGCGGGAGGGCUGAGCAGCCCAUAGAGGAGACGCUGCCGCCACUGCUGUCGCGCAGAGCCUCCGCUUCUUAGUUUGUCUGUCGAGUCAAAUAAAACACAUUCUCUCAGG
Molecule: messenger RNA, 11373 nt
Organism: Loxodonta africana (African savanna elephant)
Lineage: Eukaryota; Metazoa; Chordata; Mammalia; Proboscidea; Elephantidae
Gene: MOB2
Product: MOB kinase activator 2
Exons: 5
Coding region: 9712-10617 (301 amino acids)
Biological process (GO): positive regulation of protein phosphorylation; signal transduction
Cellular component (GO): cytoplasm; nucleus
Molecular function (GO): protein kinase activator activity
Source: RefSeq, a predicted model, not a curated record